CAAAAUGAAAUACAAUGGUCGUGGCAAACUAUUGAGUUGGUAGCAUGUGUUUUACACACCUAAGUCAUAGGUGAGUUAUAGUAUAAUCAAUAUCAUAUGUUUGAAUUAUUGGCACCACAAUUACGACAAUAUAUGUUUUGGGACAACCUCUUUACUUGUUGUGUAAACAGUCAGAAGUUGCAAAGAGCAAGAAGCCAAAAAAAAAUAAUGCGUUGCUGGCUGCAAAUUAACUUAGGCUUUGGUGGAAGUUUAAUUUCAACCAAGUUAAGUAAAGCACUCCUUUUGUCCUCUCCAAAAAGCAUAGCCUUUCUCCAAUAAUUUUCUGAAUAAAACAUAACAAAAAACUAUUAAAAAAUGUAAAGGUAAUAUGCAAAAAAUGAAUGCAUUUCUCAUUUUCCUUUGCCUUUCCUCACUAUAUAUAUCUUCAUCACACUUGUCUCUCUCUUGUCCUCAAAUCAAAUCCAUCUCUUCAUCUCUCUUUCUCCCAAACUCACUCUCUCAAACUGUUACAGCAAAAGAAUAAUUUUAUUAAAAAAUAAAGCAUGGAAAACAAUGUACCAGUGAUAUCAAAGAGAGUUUGGAGUAUGGUACGUGUGGCCUUCUUCAUGCUGAGAAAAAAAUUAUCAAAGGGAAAAUUAAUGAAGGAUCUAAACAUGAUGCUCCAACGCCGCCGCAAGCUUGCUGGAAAAGCCAUUGCUAACUUAAUGUUCCAUCAUCACCACCAAGGCUCCACCUCAAGCUGCCGUUCCCACAACUCCUUCACUUUCACUCAGGCACUUUCUACAUCGCAUGAUGAGAAGAUGACUAUGAGCGCAAUGAAUACAAUUCUAAAUAUGCUAAACAAUGAUCAAGCGAUUGUAGAAGCAUCUCCAGCAUUGUCUGCAGUGAGGCAAUUGAUCAGGGUGACUGACUCUCCAUUUCCUUUAAGAGAUGAUGAUGAGAAGGACAACGAGAUUGAUAAGGCUGCAGAAGAUUUCAUAAAAAGGUUUUACAUCCAGUUGAGAAAACAAGAUUGAGUGAAUAAUUAAUACUAAUUCAAUCUACACCUUGUCAAUUAGUUAACUUAAUACUGAGUGUGUAAACGGUUGUUGUGAAUAUUUUUAGGAUAUAUAAUCUAGAGUUGAUAAAUGUAUAUGGGUCAAUGUUUUGCACAUGUUAUCUCAAAUAUUAUCAUGUUAAGUUCUUUUUAUUCUAAAAAUAACAUUCAUUCAAA
Molecule: messenger RNA, 1213 nt
Organism: Lathyrus oleraceus (garden pea)
Lineage: Eukaryota; Viridiplantae; Streptophyta; Magnoliopsida; Fabales; Fabaceae
Exons: 1
Coding region: 543-1016 (157 amino acids)
Source: RefSeq, a predicted model, not a curated record